CGCGCAUUGUAUAAUCUCGUCGGGGCAGAGAGUCUUUAUCGUCUGAGAGUAGAAAGGAACAAUCGCGUAGCGGUUUAUUUUUUAAAAUUCGUUUACAAUUUAGUAAUCCAGUGGCAUCAAAAUGGCUGAUAAGCUGGAUAUGUCUCUUGACGACAUUAUUAAGCAGAAUAGGCAGCAAAGAGGCGGAGGCCGCGGUGGAAGAGGUCGAGGCCGCGGAGGCUCUGGCGGCAGCGGCCGCGGUGGCGCCGGUCGAGGCGGUGGCAGUGGCGCAGGAUUUGGAGCCCGAGGCGGAGGCCUAAUGAGGAAUCGACAGAACCUGAACCGCGCAAGAGGCAGACCGACACCUUACAGCAGGCCUAAACAGCUUCCCGAUAAGUGGCAGCACGACAUGUUUGACAAUGGUUUUGGCGGCUUCAACGGCACUGGUGGCGGUGGAGGAGGUGGUGUGGAAACCGGAGGCAAGCUCCUUGUCUCCAAUCUCGACUUCGGGGUCUCGGAUGCAGAUAUUCAGGAGCUUUUUGCAGAAUUUGGAACACUGAAAAAGGCUGCAGUACAUUACGACAGAUCAGGAAGAAGCCUAGGAACUGCUGAUGUCCACUUUGAAAGAAGAGCAGAUGCCCUUAAGGCCAUGAAACAGUACAACGGCAUCCCCCUUGAUGGACGGCCAAUGAACAUUCAGCUCGUCACAUCACAGAUUGAUACACAGAGGCGACCUAUGCAGGGUCUGAACAGAGGUGGUGGUGGAGGCAUGAACAGAAGUCGUGGGGGUGGCUUUGUGAACAUGCAAAGAGGACGAGGUGGUCGUGGAACAGGUGGCGCAAGAGGGAGAGGUCGAGGUGGCCGUGGUGGUGGCAGUGGCAGCAAGCAGCAACUGUCGGCAGAAGAACUUGAUGCUCAGUUAGAUGCCUACAAUGCCAGAAUGGACACCAGCUAAAUGAAAGCCCUGUUGUUGUUGCCCUUCCCCUCUGCACAGAAGGGUUGCUUAUGAUGUGCAGAAUAUUUUACAAUUGUCUUGUGUGAUGAAAAUGGUUGUUCCAACUUUUAAAUGCUCCAUGUUUUUUACAUUUUUUUUUUUCAUCUAGAGAAUGGCUGUAGGUUCAUAUGAAUUGGGGUUUCCUUGUUCAUCCCAUUACUAUGUAGUUACUGAAACUUGUAAUAAAACCUGCAGUACAUACAA
Molecule: messenger RNA, 1177 nt
Organism: Cynoglossus semilaevis (tongue sole)
Lineage: Eukaryota; Metazoa; Chordata; Actinopteri; Pleuronectiformes; Cynoglossidae
Gene: alyref
Product: Aly/REF export factor
Exons: 6
Coding region: 122-934 (270 amino acids)
Biological process (GO): mRNA export from nucleus
Cellular component (GO): nucleus
Molecular function (GO): mRNA binding
Source: RefSeq, a predicted model, not a curated record